AAACAUCCGGGAAAAAAAGUGUAGGUGGCAGUGGAAACCGGUGGACCUGGAAGUUGUCAUCACUGGUUUGCCGAGACCAGGAACAGCCUCAGACUGACGGGGAAUCGAUAAUGUUCAGUGACAUGGAUUUUGAAAUAGAAGAAGAUAAAUUGGGUAUUCCGAUUGUACCUGGGACCGUGACACUUAAAAAAGAUUCUCAGAAUUUAAUUGGGAUCAGCAUUGGAGGAGGGGCUCAGUACUGUCCCUGUUUAUACAUUGUUCAGGUCUUUGACAACACUCCUGCUGCUCUCGACGGUACACUGGCCGCAGGUGACGAAAUUGUCGGAGUGACCGGGAAAUCGGUGAAGGGAAAGACGAAAGUCGAGGUGGCCAAGAUGAUUCAAGCUGUGAAGGGAGAAGUUACAAUUCACUACAAUAAACUCCAGGCCGAUCCUAAACAAGGAAAAACUUUGGAUAUUGUUCUGAAGAAAGUCAAACACAGGCUGGUGGAGAAUAUGAGUUCUGGAACAGCUGAUGCUCUGGGUCUGAGCCGAGCCAUUCUGUGUAACGAUGGUCUCGUGAAGAAAUUGGAAGAACUGGAGAGGACAGCAGAACUAUACAAAGGAUUGAUGGAACACACAAAGAGGCUGCUGAGAGCGUUCUUUGAGCUGUCACAAACACACCGAGGAUUCGGGGAUGUGUUUUCCAUUAUUGGCGUCAGGGAACCACAACCUGCUGCUAGCGAGGCUUUUGUCAAAUUUGCAGAAGCUCAUCGCAGUAUCGAGAAAUUUGGCAUACGACUGCUGAAAACGGUGAAGCCAAUGCUGAGUGACCUGAACACUUACCUCAACAAAGCCAUUCCUGACACCAAACUCACCAUCAAAAAAUAUCUCGAUGUUAAGUUUGAAUAUUUGUCAUAUUGCUUGAAGGUGAAAGAGAUGGAUGAUGAAGAAUACAGCUGCAUAGCUCUGCAGGAGCCUCUGUACCGAGUUGGCACAGGAAACUACGAAUACCGCCUAAUCCUCCGCUGUCGUCAGGAGGCCCGAGCGCGUUUCGCCAAAAUGAGGAAGGACGUUUUGGAGAAAAUUGAACUUUUGGACCAAAAACAUGUUCAGGACAUCGUGUUCCAGCUCCAGCGCUUUGUCUCUGCGAUGUCCAAAUACUACGAUGAAUGUUACGCUGUCUUAAAAGAUGCGGAUGUGUUUCCCAUUGAGGUGGAUUUGACGAAAACAAUGUUGAACUACAGUCCCAAGGAUAUUUAUACCGACGCAGAGGAAGAGGAUGAGAAGGAGAAUGAGGAAAAUGGAGAGAAAUUAUUUGAUGAUGAAUAGAACUUAUUUUCCUGUCUGGACAGAAAAUUGAGUCCCUUUACACAAUCAAAUCUGAAAUGUGCUGUGUAUAGUGUGAGUAAUGAACUGUUAUAUUUAUGUCUCAAAUGGAUGCAACCAUUAAUCCCCAUUAGGUCCUUACACUAAAUACAAAUGUUUUAUGGGCACGCACUUUAUUCACACCUGACCUUGUUUUAAUGUGUCCUGUUCAGUGUGUCCUUUGUGUCUGAGUCUUUAGGCAUGAGGGAUGUGCAGUUCUGUGCCUAUAUGAAGCUAACAGUAGUGACAACCCUUUGUUUCAUGUUAACCUAUUCACCAAGGGACUUGUGUUUUUGACUCAGGCAUUCCCCCACCUCAACAAACAUCACUCACGUGGUCCUGAGGUUUUCUUUAUUCUCUUGUGGGAUGUGGGUGUCAUUGGCUGGGCCAGCAUUUAUUGCUCAUGCCCUUGAGAAGGUGGGGCAGAGAGCUGCUUUCCUGAAAAACUGCAGGCCAUGUGCUGGAAGUAGACCCUCAAUUCCAGGAUUUUGACUGGAAGGAACAGCAAUAUAUUUCCAAGUCAGGAUAGCGAGUGGAGGGAAACUUGCAGGUGUUCCCAUGUAUCUACUGCCCUUGUCCUUCUAGACAGAAGUUGACAUGGGUUUGGAAGGUGCUGUCUAAGGAUCUUUACUGAAUUUCUGCAGUGCAUCUCGUAGACAGUAUACACUGCUGCUACUGAGCGUCAGUGGCGGAGGGAGUGGGUGUUUGUGGAUGUGGUGCCAAUCAAGUGGGCUUGCUUUGUCCUUGUUUGUCCUGGUGUUUUAAGCAGAGUUAUAAAUUAUCUGAUGAUAGGGAUUCGGGUCACAGCUGUGAAAUUCCUUAUUUUGCAUUGAGAAAGUGAGGGUUGUCCCAGUGAUUUUCAGAUGGGCAGACCACAAAGAUCAGCGCUGGGACCUCAACUAUUGGCUGGCUGUGAAGUAUCCAAAUUCACUGAUGUUCCAAAGCUGGGUGAAGAAAUUCAGUUGUGAAGAGAGUGCAACCAGUCUGCAAUAGUCAGGGGUUAAGAUGGGCUAAAUGUCCUCCUCUGCCAUUUAUGUAUCUUUGAGAGUGAAUGGUGAAGGUGGCAGGAAUGUUUUUUUAGAUGAUGAGAAGCUGUUCUGGCCAGUGCUCAGGGAGAGAAGUUCAGAAGGCAAAUGGUAUGAUGGUUCUUUGGAAAAGGGCUUUGGGUUAAGAAAAAGAAAAGCUUGCACAGGUGGAGAGUGCUCUGAUGGAAGCACGUUUGGAGAUAUCCAUUUAUUUGUAUAUUUUGACCUGUGUGUUAUCUGUCGAAGGUCAGUUAGGAUCCUGUUGAACGGCCUUUUUUCAGCUCCUCCUUGCUAUGCUUUUGUUGCUUCCAUUUAACACCUUUCUGAGCACCAGGUGACAUACAACUUUCUGAUCAAGAAGAAUGGUUUCUGAAUUGAGAGAACUUGAGAGGUCAUAAGGCACCUGUACCUUUAAAAAGCUUGCAUCAAUACCAUCUAGGCAUUUUCACUCCUUAGUUUCUUCAUUAGUCAAUAAUUGGUAGGACAGAGCUGGUAGGUCAUUGAAAAAGGUCAGAUUUUAUUGAUGCUUUCCUCCUGGUGCUCAUCAGGACAUAUUGCAAGAAUCCCAAUUCGAGAAGGAGGCCAAUAUUUUUAUUGCAAGAAAGGUAAGUGCUGAUUCAUUGGCAAGUGGAUUUUGGUUAAGGCAUAUCCAUGGCUUUAAGUGGACGGCCGAGAAGCUGUGUGCAAGGAAUUAUGCAGACAUCCAACUGAGGAUUGUCCGUUGGAUUUGCCAUGUGGUACGCUUGCAUGAACAGGAUGAUACAUGUAUUAAUACAAAUGGCUCUGUUCCUUGCAGACAGCAAAAUAUGCACAUACAGUGCCUGGUUCAACUGGACAAAUAUGUGUCAGCUGUUCACUGGUUCUUUUUUGCAGGGCAUUGCCCUGAUCAAUCAGAGUUGACCUGCCUGCUUUCAAAUUUAAACAAAGCCUGGCAGUUAACUGUCAAUCGGAGGUAGACAGGUAGGAAGUUGGAAGAACACAGCAAGUCAGGCUGCAUCAGGAGGUGGAGAAGUCAAUAUUUCAGGUGUAACCUUUCUCUGUAACUCAGCUAACUGUCAAUCAGCAUUAAUGGUACAUUCUCCAUGGCGAUAUCUCUGACACUGAGUCCAUGGGCCACCCAGUCAGCAUUUGACACUGAGUCCACGGGCCACCCAGUCAGCAUUUGACACUGAGUCCACGGGCCACCCAGUCAGCAUUUGACACUGAGUCCACGGGACACCCAGUCAGCAUUUGCUUCCCUUGCUGUAUCUAGGCUGGUUUUCCCCUUGAAUUGGUGUUCUUGCAAAAUGUUUUGACAAGUGCAAGACAACAAGCUUUGACCAAAUGUGCCUUUUUUCAACAAUACUCAGGUUCUACAAUCGUGAUAAUUUACUGAUGGUCGUUGUGAUGAGUCCGUGUCCCUGAUUCACACUCUCUGUGGGUUGUGAUGGUCUGUCCUGGUACCCACACCCUUGACUGCAACAUGAUCACAAGUCAUUAUCUAGUGUCUUAGCAUUUGCUUGGUUUCAUUACCAACACCAUAACUGAGAGUUUUUAAGGAUUGACCUUGAUCACCAUCUUAUAUUUUUGGAUCAUUAUGAAUGUUUCUGUGUUGAUUUUGAUAGCCCUUGCACAUUUCUUUUACAUGGUUCUUCCUUCUUGUAGCUUAUGCCAACAUUCCCUGUGAGCUGUGGAGUUGAGUUGCAUGGUAAUCUGAAUAGACCACGUGGCUCUUAUACUCUUACAGGAUUGCACACUGAAAGAAAGAGUCGUUUACACCUACAGGACCUCUGGCUUUUACUAUUGGUUUUGUUACAUUCUCACUUUAUUCGGGUCUGUGCUGUUUUGCUGUUGGGGGGAGUUCUGUGCUUCAUCUUUCAGCUUUAUGUUGGUCCUUUCCCUUUUUAAAUGUCCAGAGCAGUUUUAUCUUGCCUCUUUGGGGAAUGAACAGGUUUGGUAAAACAUUAAAUCCUUUAUUGAAUGUU
This is a messenger RNA of Hemiscyllium ocellatum (epaulette shark), 4335 nucleotides long. RefSeq names its product protein interacting with prkca 1 (gene pick1). Gene Ontology annotation, cellular component: neuron projection; postsynaptic density; postsynaptic early endosome. The record is from RefSeq and is a predicted model, not a curated record. Gene Ontology annotation, molecular function: phospholipid binding; protein kinase C binding; protein domain specific binding. Bases 111 to 1310 code for a protein of 399 amino acids. Lineage: Eukaryota; Metazoa; Chordata; Chondrichthyes; Orectolobiformes; Hemiscylliidae. The transcript has 14 exons. Gene Ontology annotation, biological process: dendritic spine maintenance; positive regulation of receptor internalization; regulation of Arp2/3 complex-mediated actin nucleation.